Molecule: messenger RNA, 1200 nt
Organism: Oppiella nova
Lineage: Eukaryota; Metazoa; Arthropoda; Arachnida; Sarcoptiformes; Oppiidae
Source: the annotation of a GenBank genome assembly
AUGCGAUCAAAUGAGUCUAUGAUUGUCAACAAGACGUCAGUCAUUGCAGUCAAAGACGACGACUGUUACUGUGUUUACAAACAAACAAAUAAGUUGCGGUCAUUAGUGGUGAUUGGAAUCAAUGCAUACAAAGGGAACGACAGGUUCUAUAGGACUGUAGUGAUGCCAGUCAUCCACAGCCUGACCGAUGCGGAGACCGCUCACAGUCUGGCCAUAAAAGCAGCCAAAUAUGGAUUUGUGCCCAAACUUCAGGACGAUUCCUCUCUAUUGCCAAUACUUAAAACCAGUUUAUGGGGACUGGAGUUCAAGAACCCGAUUGGUUUGGCCGCCGGUUUCGACAAAGACGGACAGGCCGUCGAAGGCUUAUCUAAACUCGGCUUUGGUUUCAUUGAAAUCGGUUCCUGCACACCUGAACCCCAACCGGGAAACGAUAGGCCCAGGGUCUUUAGGCUAAUGGCCGACAAAGCCAUUAUUAAUAGGUAUGGAUUCAAUAGCGCCGGUCAUGAGAGCCUUGAGAGGAAUAUGAAGCAAUUGUCACGAAGUGGUAAGAAAGUAAUAAUUGGUCUAAAUUUGGGCAAAAAUAAGAGCACCGAAGAUAUGGUCGAGGAUUAUGUGAAAGGAAUGGUUAAGUUCUGUGACUGCAAAGCAAUUGAUUACUUAGUUCUGAACAUAUCGUCUCCAAACACAUCACAUCUUCGAGAUUUGCAGAACAAAAGCCAAUUGAGAGGACUUAUUGAGAGAGUGUUGAAAGUGAGGGUCGAUAUGAACAUUGAAAAGCCAUUGCUUAUAAAGAUCGCGCCCGACCUCAACGACACUCAAUUGCGAGACAUUAUAGAAAUGGUCAACAAAUUCGCGACAAACAAAUCGAAACGAGGAAUCGAUGGCCUUAUUGUCUCCAAUACUACAGUCGAAAGGCCUGUCGUUCUUAAAAGUAAUGAUCAAUUGGUGGCCGAGACGGGAGGCUUAAGUGGUCUUCCAUUAAGAGAUAAAUCAACGGAAAUGAUAGGAAGAGUAUAUCAGUUAACUAACGGUAGGGUUCCUAUCAUUGGCGUCGGCGGUGUAUUCACCGGAAGUGAUGCUUAUGACAAGAUUAGUGCCGGCGCUUCACUCAUUCAGAUCUAUACUGCGCUCACGUAUGAGGGACCACAAGUUGUCACCAAAAUUAAACGAGAAUUGGCAGACAUUGUGAGGUAUUUAUAG